GAAAACAUUGAAAUGAUCAAUGCUAGGGACAGACAAGCCAAAAAAUUAGCAGAAGAGCAGAAGAGAACUUCUGAAUUAGAGCAGAAACUUCGUGACUUGAAUAAGGGCAUACAGAGUGUGCAGUUGAAAGCGAGGACUGAGAAGGAGCAGAAGAGCGAACGGGAGGAUAGGGUGAUCACCCUCACAAACAAGAUUCGACAACUAGAGAUUCAACUAGCCGAUAGAACGGCCAAAAGCGAUAUUAACUCGGACUUAGUGAAGAAAAUGGAGUCAGACGCUCAAAAUAUGUUGCAAGAGAUGAAUAAACUAAAACAAAGUAACUUGGACCUUGGCCGACAAAAUGAUGAGCUACGAGCAACAUGUAAAUCGCUUGAUGAGGAACUUGGCCAUGUUCGAAAUGCACUCGAGAAGAAGACCUCUACAUCUAAGCAAGCGAUGACUGAUCUCUUGAACAACUAUAAAGAAUCCGAGAAGAAUUCGGUAGAAAGAGCUGCU
Messenger RNA from Strongylus vulgaris, 495 nucleotides. The record is from the annotation of a GenBank genome assembly. Lineage: Eukaryota; Metazoa; Nematoda; Chromadorea; Rhabditida; Strongylidae.